Molecule: messenger RNA, 1882 nt
Organism: Mercurialis annua (annual mercury)
Lineage: Eukaryota; Viridiplantae; Streptophyta; Magnoliopsida; Malpighiales; Euphorbiaceae
Product: probable polygalacturonase At1g80170
Exons: 9
Coding region: 244-1659 (471 amino acids)
Biological process (GO): carbohydrate metabolic process
Molecular function (GO): polygalacturonase activity
Source: RefSeq, a predicted model, not a curated record
UUGAAUGGUUAACUUCUUUGUACUAGUUGAAGAGUAAAGCAAACAACUUUAAAAAUAAAUUUUCCUUGUACUUUAAGUGUGGGCAUGUAGAAAAUGCUGUUCCUUCAUACACUUUUAAGCCAAGCCAUAUAUCCCACAAAACCCUUCAUUUCUUAAUCUAAUCUCCACAUAUAAAUUGUAACCCAAUGUUUGUAUGGAUUUACAUAAAUCAUUAGUGUUCAAACAACCAGAUCAAAGAAACACAUGGAUAAAUUAUUAUUCGCCAUUUACUUACUCGGUUUUCUGACUGUAGUUCAUGGAGUUGCAGGAAACAUGCUAUAUGACAAGUUCAGCAUAUUAGAGGAACUCGAAAGCUUUGAAGUAGAUGAAGAAAAUGAUGUGGAACUUUUUGACACCCCCUCGUGGACAAGUGAACGUGGUGGCAAGGUUCUUGUGAAUGUCGAUAGCUUUGGCGCAGCUGGAGAUGGAGUCUCCGAUGACACCCAGGCUUUUGUCAACGCUUGGAAGACUGCCUGUAGUACACCAAAAUCAGUUUUUCUUGUCCCCUCGGGACGCAGCUAUUUAGUAAAUGCAACAAAAUUUAAGGGGCCUUGCGAGGAAAAGUUGGUCAUACAGAUUGAUGGAACAAUAAUAGCACCUGAUGAGCCUGAUAACUGGGACCCAAAACUUCCACGAAUCUGGCUUGAUUUCUCUAAACUUAAUGGAGUCCUUUUCCAAGGGAAGGGAGUCAUUGAUGGCUCGGGCAGCAAAUGGUGGGCAUCAUCUUGCAAAAAGAACAAGACAAACCCGUGCAGGGGAGCACCAACAGCAUUAACUAUCGAUUCAAGCUCAUCUGUGAGGGUAAAAGGGUUGACCAUCCGAAACAGCCAACAAAUGAAUUUUGUGAUUGCGCGAUCAGCUUCUAUACGUGUCUCCAAAGUACUAGUCUCAGCUCCAGGGGACAGUCCCAACACUGAUGGAAUUCAUAUUACUGAUUCAACUAACGUUAUUCUACAAGACUGCAAAAUCGGAACAGGUGACGAUUGCAUCUCUAUUGUCAAUGGUAGCUCUGGCAUCAAGAUGAAGAGGAUUUUUUGCGGACCUGGACAUGGAGUUAGUAUUGGAAGUCUUGGAAAGGACAAUUCCACUGGAAUAGUCACCAAAGUGGUCUUGGAUACAGCAUUCCUGAAGGAGACUACCAAUGGCCUCAGGAUUAAGACUUGGCAGGGAGGCAAUGGUUAUGUCCGUGGGGUACGUUUUGAAAAUGUACAGAUGGACAAUGUUGCAAAUCCCAUUAUCAUAGAUCAGUUCUACUGUGAUUCCCCGAAGUCCUGCCAAAACCAGACAUCAGCUGUAAAAGUAAGCGAGAUCAUGUACCGGAACGUUACUGGAACUACAAAGAGCGCAAAAGCCAUGAACUUUGCAUGCAGCGACGCAGUUCCUUGCGAAAACAUAGUCCUCAGUAACGUCAACCUAGAGAAGAAAGACGGCACAGUAGAGACUUACUGCAACUCCGCCCAAGGCUUCGGAAUCGGUAUCGUUCAUCCUUCAGCUGACUGCCUAAUUUCGGAAGACAAACAUGUUUUUGAUGGGACCGAUACUGCGGAAGAAGACUAUGUUCCUGAUCUGACAGAAAUUGCAGAAUCUAGCAAUGAGCCUAUUGUUCAUACUGAGCUUUGACAAGCAACCAUAUUAUAGCAAUUAAUAUAGCAAUAUAGUACUAAAUUUGGCAAGUGGAAUGUAGUUCACUAGUGUAGCUAUACAACAAACUGCACUGAUACUAAUGGUUCAGUUCAUUAAAGAAAUCAUUGAAUGAAUGAUGCAGUUGAUAUUGAAAAAAAUUAUAAAGAUAAUGAGAUUGAUUACUAUUUUGGUUUAUAAAAUAAUGUGUUUUUUUCUUCCA